Gadus chalcogrammus (walleye pollock) is the source of this 1644-nucleotide messenger RNA. Its product is annotated as xaa-Pro dipeptidase-like. The record is from RefSeq and is a predicted model, not a curated record. Gene Ontology annotation, molecular function: manganese ion binding; metalloaminopeptidase activity. The transcript is spliced from 15 exons. NCBI's taxonomy places the organism in Eukaryota, Metazoa, Chordata, Actinopteri, Gadiformes, Gadidae. Bases 1 to 1485 code for a protein of 494 amino acids.
AUGCUCCCAACGCCCACCUUCUGGCUGGGGAAGGACACCCUCAGGGUGUCGGCCAAGCUGUUCGCAGAGAACCGCCGUCGGCUGAGCCAGGCUCUGGGGGCCGCCGGAGCGCCCAGGGGGGCAGUGGUGCUGCUGCAGGGCGGGGAGCAGCAGAGGAGGUACUGCACCGACACGGACCAGCUCUUCAGACAGGAGUCCUUCUUCCACUGGACUUUCGGCGUCACCGAGGCUGAGUGUUUCGGAGCCAUUGAGGUGGAAACAGGAAAGUCUGUCCUCUUCGUCCCCAAACUGCCAGAGCGCUAUGCCAUCGAGAUGGGAGAGAUCUAUCCAAAGGAGCACUUCAAAGAGAAAUAUGCUGUUGAUGAGGUGCACUACACCUGUGAUAUCGCAGACACUCUGAAGAGCAUGAGGCCCGCCGUCCUGCUCACGUUGCGAGGACUGAACACAGACAGUGGAAGCACCUGCCGCGAGGCCUCGUUUGACGGGAUCAGCGGCUUUCAAGUAAACAACUCGAUUCUGCAUCCCGUCAUCGUGGAAUGCCGCGUGACCAAGACGGACAUGGAGCUGGAAGUCCUGCGCUACACCAACAGGAUCUCCAGCGAGGCCCACAAAAUGAUUAUGAAAAGCGUGAAACCCGGUCAGAAAGAGUACGAAAUGGAGAGUCUCUUCCAGCACUACUGCUACACCAAAGGAGGCAUGCGUCACGCGUCCUACACCUGCAUCUGUGGAACGGGGAACAACUCCUCUGUCCUCCACUACGGCCACGCCGCUGCUCCCAAUGACAAGACCAUCCAGGAUGGGGACAUGUGUCUGUUUGACAUGGGCGGAGAGUACUACUGUUACGCCUCCGACAUCACCUGCUCCUUCCCGGCCAAUGGGAAGUUCACCAAGGACCAGAGGGACAUCUAUGAGGCGGUGCUUAAGGCGUCCCGCGCUGUCCUGGCAGCCAUUAAACCAGGUGUGGAGUGGACCGACAUGCACUUUCUGGCCAACCGCGUCCACCUGGAGGAGCUGCUGAAGCUGGGCAUCGUCAGGGGCAACGUGGACGACAUGAUGAAGGCCCGCCUGGGCGCCGUCUUCAUGCCCCACGGCCUGGGCCACCUGCUGGGCUGCGACGUGCACGACGUCGGGGGCUACCCGGAGGUCAGUGGCUCUGAGAGGAUGGAGGUGCCCGGUCUGAGGAACCUGAGGAUGGGCCGCCUGGUGCAGGAGAGGAUGGUCCUCACGGUGGAGCCAGGGAUCUACUUCAUCAACAACCUGCUGGACGAGGCACUGGCCGAUCCCGCCCAGAGCUGCUUCCUCAACCAGCAGGCGCUCGCUCGCUUCCGCGGCUUCGGAGGGGUGCGCAUCGAGGAAGACAUUGCCGUGACGCGGGACGGCGUGGAGCUCCUGACCUGCGUGCCACGUGGCGUGGACGAGAUCGAGGCCUUCAUGGCGGACUCCGGGAAGACCCUCAGCCCAUUGGUCAGCAGCGAGGAGAUCUGAUGACAUCACUCUGAACUCUCCAGAAGGAAUGUUCCGGAACGUUGAGAGGGAAUCACUUCAAGAAGGGAAAUCGCGCUAUUUUUCUAACCCAUCAUAUAACGUACAAUUAAUUCAGAUAACACAUUAUAAUCACAUUCAUGCUUAUCAGCUGCUGAAAUA